AUGGUUGUUGAAAUGGAGUACAGGAGGAAGUCCGGACGGGCUGUGGUGGAGUGGUUCGUUAUAGGAGGGGGGCAGGGGAAGGGCGGGGUUAUCCUUUUGGAGGAUCAUCCGCUUUGGAGGGUUUCUGAAGGGGUUAGGAAGGGGGAGGCUGGAGAGUUAGAGGAGAACAACGGGAUUGAUGGAAUCACGUUUGAACUGGGGAUUACGGAGCGGCAGAGGAGGGUCCGUGAGGAGGUGCAAUUGCCGUAUAUGGAUGCUCAGCGGGAGGGUGGUAUUGGUGGGGGUGGGGCUAUAUUGUUCACGCCGGAGAAGGAGGCGGAUGAUUUUGAUGAGGAGGAGGAUGAGAUUUAA
This is a messenger RNA of Tuber melanosporum (Perigord truffle), 351 nucleotides long. RefSeq lists its product as uncharacterized. Gene Ontology annotation, molecular function: tRNA binding. NCBI's taxonomy places the organism in Eukaryota, Fungi, Ascomycota, Pezizomycetes, Pezizales, Tuberaceae. The transcript has a single exon. Gene Ontology annotation, biological process: tRNA wobble uridine modification. The record is from RefSeq and is a predicted model, not a curated record. Bases 1 to 351 code for a protein of 116 amino acids. Gene Ontology annotation, cellular component: cytosol; nucleus; elongator holoenzyme complex.